This is a messenger RNA of Cynara cardunculus var. scolymus (artichoke), 1121 nucleotides long. Its product is annotated as cationic peroxidase 1-like. Gene Ontology annotation, biological process: response to oxidative stress; hydrogen peroxide catabolic process. Bases 58 to 1011 code for a protein of 317 amino acids. Gene Ontology annotation, molecular function: peroxidase activity; heme binding. Lineage: Eukaryota; Viridiplantae; Streptophyta; Magnoliopsida; Asterales; Asteraceae. The record is from RefSeq and is a predicted model, not a curated record. The transcript has 4 exons.
CUUCUUGCUUGUUGCCUUUAAUUAUCCCUUUGGCUAUUAAGUAGUCUACCAUCAGCCAUGGCUUCAUCUUCUUUUCACCCACUCAUAUGCCUCACUUUCUUAUUCAUUGCAUCAAUGGCUUCAGCGCAAUUGACUGCUAACUUCUACAACCGAACUUGCCCGACUGCUAUGUCUAUUAUUCGAGGUGGUGUUAGCACUGCAAUCGCAAGAGAGCGCCGCAUGGGUGCAUCAUUGCUCCGCCUUCAUUUUCAUGAUUGUUUUGUUAACGGUUGUGAUGCAUCAGUUUUGUUAGAUGCUACUGCCACUUCCCCCGGGGAGAAAUCAAGUCGUUCAAAUGCGAAUUCAAUUAGAGGCUUUGAAGUCGUUGAUACCAUAAAAUCUCAAUUAGAGAGUUCAUGUCCUGGCGUGGUCUCAUGUGCAGAUCUCUUAACUGUUGCUGCUCGAGAUGCUACUGUUGCUCUUGGUGGACAAACAUGGAAUGUGGUUCUUGGAAGAAGGGAUUCGGCCACUGCGAGUUUAGAUGCCGCUAAUUCCGAUCUCCCCUCGCCAUUUUUGGAUCUUCCUCAGCUAAUCUCUGUAUUUGGAAACAAAGGUUUCUCUCCACAAGAAAUGGUUGCUCUUACUGGAGCUCAUGAAAUCGGGCAAGCUAGCUGUGGAGUGUUUAGAGAGAGAAUCUACAAUGAAACCAACAUCGAUCCAUCUUUUGCAUUAUCCAUGCAAACAAAUUGCCCUAGAACCGGUGGUGAUGCCAAUCUGGCUCCUCUCGACAGCACUACUCCGACUGUUUUCGAUAACGCUUUCUUUAGAAACUUGGUUAACCAAAGGGGUCUUCUUCAUUCCGAUCAACAAAUUUAUAGUGGAGGUUCCACAAACGCUCAGGUUGACCGAUACAGGCUCAACUCUGCUGCUUUCUUUACGGAUUUUGCCAAUGCGAUGGUGACAAUGGGGAACCUUAGCCCUUUAACCGGUACUAAUGGCCAGAUUAGGACCAACUGCAGGAGGGCAAACUAAGUUCAAGCAUCAAGGGUUGUGUUCCAUCGAUGUUAAUUGUAUUUUCCUAGAGAACUUGUACAACUUUUAUACGACUUCAUUGGAAUAGUAUGUUAAACUGGAUUUACGAU